AUGGGCGCCCUUGGGUCCUUCAUUCCCAACAUUGUGCCCGAUCCCGGUUCUAUACGCCGGGAGGAUUCUGGCAGCGACGACAACAAUGGAGACCUGCAGAACUGGUCAUCUCUGAUCGGCAUCACCACCGCCAUUGUCGGUAAUGUCCUCAUCGCGCUUGCGCUGAAUGUGCAGCGCUAUGCGCACAUUCGUCUGCAUCGCGAGCGCCGCCGCGUUCGCCGACGAGCCAAGGAAGCAUUGAGAUCUAACCAGGACGGCGUCAACGGUGCAGGAGGAGCUGCAGGAGGAACAUAUGGCACGCUGGGCACACCACAGAACCACUCUGAAGACGAGACAUACUUCAAUGGCAAUCAUGCGGGGAAUGGAACGUCGGGGGCAUCCGAUUCUCUGACGCGGUCGUUCCGGUCCGAAGAUUCAACCGAGUCUGACAGCUCUGGAGACGACGAGGAGCAGGUUGCCUCAACCUAUCUCAAAUCGCCAUACUGGUGGGCCGGUCAGAUUCUCAUCACCCUGGGCGAGCUCGGCAACUUUCUGGCAUAUGGGUUCGCGCCGGCGUCUAUCGUGUCGCCCCUCGGUGUCGUCGCCCUCAUCUCCAAUUGUAUCAUUGCUCCCAUCUUUUUCAAGGAAGUCUUCCGCCAGCGAGACUUCUGGGGCGUCAUCAUCGCGACCGGUGGCGUGGUCACAGUCGUUUUGAGUGCCAAACAAGAGGAGACAAAGCUGGACCCUCAUGAUGUGUGGGAUCACAUCACAACGAUCGAGUUCAAAGUAUACCUUGCCGUAACCGUUACGCUCAUCGCCAUCCUCAUGUGGGCAAGCCCUCGGUAUGGCCACCGAACCAUUCUGGUUGACCUCGGCCUUGUCGGUCUCUUCGGUGGCUACACUGCCCUGUCGACCAAGGGUGUCUCCUCGAUGCUCUCGUCCACCCUUCUAGGUGCCUUCAAGACUCCUGUCACAUAUGUGCUGCUCUUCAUUCUGCUGUUUACAGCUGUCAUGCAAGUUCGCUACGUCAACAAAGCCCUGCAGAGGUUUCCGUCGACACAGGUGAUACCCAUCCAAUUUGUGACGUUCACCCUCUGUGUCAUUGUCGGCAGCGCCGUCCUGUACAGAGAUUUCGAGCGCACUUCUGGCGAACAAGCGGGGAAAUUCAUCGGCGGCUGCCUGCUCACCUUCUUUGGCGUGUUUCUGGUCACUAGCGGUAGGCCAGGGGAGAACGAAGAAGAGUCCUACUCGGAGAUCGAUGGCGAGGCAACGAUAGGACUUGCUCGUCACGAUUCGCACCAUUCUGCGCAGCAUCCGUCAACCCCUGGCGGGGCGUCAAGUUCCCGUCGUUCCUCCAAAGUGUCGCACGCCAACAUCUUCCAAACCGACAUGCAGCAUGACAGCGGGAAGCCAACGCUCAGGAGGCCAUCUGUCAACCCACCCAGGACCCCCGGCGAAUCGGCGCCACUUCUUAGCAACCCGUGGGCCAUGUCGGGCGAUGAAUCGCCUGUUCGCGGUGUGCGCACCAUUUCUGAGGAUGCGGUCGCCUCAUUGAUUACACCAUCCGAACCCGCCACACCGUUCCGGGACGGUCUGGGACCAACGUCAUAUACAGCUGAACCUCAAUUGAUGACACCGCGCCACCUCUCGGUUCCCGCGUCACAGAGGCCGCAAAGUUCAAAGUUCAGUGGGCCGUUCUUCUCGCCAUCACCCUUGUCAUCAACAGUCAGCGCUGUGGUCAAGGACACCCUGCUGCGGAAUGCUGAUAGCCCCUUGCUGAAGAGGCCCUCCAUGAAACGCCUCCGGACCAGCAUCCGCGCGAGUCUGUUCAUGUCGGAAGAGGAGCAGGAGGUGGCCGAAAGGCGAGGUCUGGCCUCUCGCUCGCAGGAUGAGCUCAACAUAAUAUCAGACGAGCCGAUACAGCCCAGGCAAGAACCACGCCUUGCGUCGGCCUCUGUCGGGACCGGUCGGCCUAGAAGUCUGAGUGAUACCCUGGGGGAGCUCUUCAGAGUGAAGCGAAAGAAGAGGGAUCCUGCCGAGGGCGGGCUGGAGGAAGAUGCUCCAUAG
This is a messenger RNA of Verticillium dahliae VdLs.17, 2046 nucleotides long. RefSeq names its product DUF803 domain membrane protein. Lineage: Eukaryota; Fungi; Ascomycota; Sordariomycetes; Glomerellales; Plectosphaerellaceae. Gene Ontology annotation, molecular function: magnesium ion transmembrane transporter activity. Bases 1 to 2046 code for a protein of 681 amino acids. Gene Ontology annotation, biological process: magnesium ion transport. The transcript has 2 exons. Gene Ontology annotation, cellular component: membrane. The record is from RefSeq and is a predicted model, not a curated record.